ACUCUCCCCACUCACACAUCCUCCCCCCAACCUUCCAUAACAAUAAUUUUUAUAACGCUCUCAGCCAUGAACUGACGGAUUGUUGAGUUUUGAAAUAUUUGAUUUCUCGGUAAAUAGCAUAUCACACCCAAUAAUUCUCAAUUAUCACCAACUAUGCCGCGACCUAAGAGAACACGCGUCGCGUCGACUCGAACAGUCGCAAAAGCCAAAAGCCCCGAACCCGUUGUGGUACCGAAACAACCUGCCGAAACCAGCUCUGAUAUAUACGAUGUGAGUGACCGGGAAAAGGAAAAGGCAAAACAGAGACGUGAGUCGAUGCGCGAUGCGAACACUAUUACGCGCACGCGAUCUACAUCUUCACACCAAUUGAAGGCAUUAGAGGUCGCGCGACAGCAACGCGACUCUGCCAUGGAUAGGCUAGAAAACAUGACUUCGACGUCGAGCAGUCGGGCAGAUGAGCCCGGAGAACCGUCAGAACAUUCGGUCGAAUUGGGGCGCAAAGUGGCCGGGACCCCGCAACAGAGGAGAAUGGCGGACAUGUCAGGACUGGACUUGGAUGAUUCAGACUUUGACGACUUGAAUACAACAUUUGAUACCGCAGGUCCAGCAAGUGCGCAGCGAUCAGCUGACACGUCUACUAUGUCCGCCAGUGUUUUUAAACGACGGCCCCGCGCGGGAAGUUUUCUAAGUAGGGAGGAUGGUUACAUUCGUCCUAGCAGCCGGACGGGUCCCAACACGCCUGGUUAUAGCUCGACAUUUAACAUCGGCAUGUUUAAGAGGAGAGUACGAGAGCCUAGUAUCCUUGGUACUGCCCAAAAGCCACGUCCUCAAAGAUUAGAGCCCGAGCCCGAGCCGGAAUCUGACCAGGAUGAAGAUGAAGAAGAAGAAGCAGCUGAUGAAGAAGGGUUUGCCCCUGAAGCCGAAUCAACCCCGCUUAAGCCUUCUAAGAGACGUUCCGGAGAGGUUGAGGCUGGUCCAGUGUCGCCGCAGGAUUUACCACGCGCAAAUUCGCGUAAGCGAAAAUCCUCAGAAGGUCAUGAACGCCGCGCAAGAUCGUCCCCAUUUGAAGACAAUAAACCCGUCGAGGAUCCCGUAGUACAGGGAUCAGAUUCAGAGUUAUCAUCUCCCCCAUCUACUCCUCCACCUCGACAACAGAGUAGUAGGCCCGUAACACCCAUUAUGGACGAGGAGCUCAUGGCGCCUCCAUUAAGUAGCGGCUCCUCCCAGGAAGACCCAGAGGUCUGGCCGCCUCUCCAGUCGCUCACGCGAGCUCGCCUGAGACGGCCGGCCUCUGUCCUCCGAAGGACCCCAGUUGCAAACGAUAAUGUCUCCGAUAUCUCUUCGCCGCCCUCCUUAACUUACUCUCCAAAUUACCGCGAGUCUUCUCCGCCGCCGCAGCAGGCCGCAAAGACCAAGCGCAAGGGUGCCUCCAAGCCGGAGCCUAAAGUCACGACUGCAGAUUUAGCGGGCUUGUUACCGCGUCGGCGCCGUAGACACGCUAGAGCCGACGAUGAGGAUUCAGAAGCAGAGGUUGACAUAUCCGGCCUGGGUGAUGAUGACGACGAGCUCUCUUACCUUGACAUUCGAGCCCGACGACACCCGGUGCGGCCGGGCUCCCGAGCAGGACAGUCUAGGAACCAGAAUGCGGGACGGGCGCGUCCCACUUCGCGCGGUAAGACCGCAAAGCAGACUCCCAGCACUAAUAGACGUACUACGAUCACGUAUGGCCGGACAUCAGACAAAGAGAACCAAGGGGAGUCCGAGGAUGAUGGAGCAGAAGAAGGCGAGGCCGACGAGGAGCAGCAGGAUGGGGAGGAAAGCAGUCAGGUCAUGGUCUCGCGAGUGGGCGAGGAGCUAAAGAACGCAGCGCGCAAGUUCCAGGAGGUGGAUAAAUGGCAGCUCGACUACGAGGAGAUGACGCAGAGUAGUUCACCACGAGGCGCUCGCUAAAUUCGAAAAGUAUCUUAUUGUUAUUCAAGGAGUAUAGGAAAAGGGGUUUGGGAGACUGGGGUUUGAGGGUUGAAAGUUGUCCGGUCAUGAUGCAUGAUGCUUAGCAUGGGUCUUCAUCAAGUUGCUAGGUAGGUGUUUUACAGUCGGCUAUGCUUAUCGCUUUGGAAGGGCUAGGGGAAUCGAAUGACAUGAAGAUCGUAUACUAUUUGAGUGAUAUGAUAGCUCGAUACCUCAAUCAAUGCCAGCCAAUCCAUCUGCAUUUGCUGCUAUACACCAUAAUUUUUCAUACCAUGUUAUCCCUUUUGAGCAUAUGAUCAUGUAUCAAACCGUUCACUUGUGAACGUAUGCCUUUCGGGAGCCAAAGCUCUACUCAUGCCCAAC
This is a messenger RNA of Daldinia loculata, 2331 nucleotides long. RefSeq lists its product as uncharacterized. NCBI's taxonomy places the organism in Eukaryota, Fungi, Ascomycota, Sordariomycetes, Xylariales, Hypoxylaceae. The transcript has a single exon. The record is from RefSeq and is a predicted model, not a curated record. The coding region runs from base 154 to 1950 and encodes 598 amino acids.